CUAGAAAUUAGUGAAAAUCAAAAGACAGUUCUGACAAUUUCGAACGAAGCAAAACGAAACAGACCAAUAGGAAUGCUCGACACUAUUUUUCCCCCUGUACCACAGAUUAACCUAAAAGUAUUCUGUGCCUGUACCAAAACAAAGUCCAUUUGGACGAUGGCUCUAGUAAUAUAUGCUCGAAGACAAAAAGGGAUUCAAAAACCAAAAAAUCAUCGUUAAUUAAAAACAUCGAUAUUAAUAAUUAAAAAAUCGACGCAUAAAAACAUCGAUGUUAACAUUUAACAUCGAUAAUCGAAACCGAAAAAUCGAUGUUCCCUACUUUAAUGUCAUCCAUCACAUUUUCAAAAUUAGCGAUGUGAGGAAAUUUUAAUUAUUUAAUAAAUCAGAUUCGUAGAAACCAAUGAACUGAAACUCCAGAGACAACUCAAAAAACUGCUAUAUUUAUAACCUCACUUUUUAUAUAGACCCCUAAGGUUUUGAAAUGUACUGACAGGUCUCAUCAAUAAAAUUUUAAGAAAAUGCCAUCAAAUUCUUUAAAAUGGCAUAUUGCACUAGGUUUAGGUGCCGCCGGAGCCAUAGGAUUAGCCUAUUGGUAUCUUAGAUCUAGUAAAAGAGAAACAAUACAAACCCAUAAUUCAGCACUCGAGGAACCUAAAGAAGAAAGUCCUUUCCAAUUAGCUCAAAAGUAUAAAGUAGAGGGUAAUGAAUUCUUUAAGAGAGGUAGAUAUGACGAUGCCAUCACCUGCUACAACAAAGCUAUCGAAAAGAUUCCUGAAGAAUACAAAUCUGAUCUUGCUACUUACUAUCAAAAUAGAGCUGCUGCUUAUGAGCAACUGAAAAAAUGGAGUUCGGUCAUUGCAGAUUGCACAAAAGCUAUAGAACUCAACAACCGUUAUGAAAAAGCUCUUUUCAGGAGAGCCAAAGCAGAAGAAAUGAUUAAAGACUGGGUAAAUGCAUUAGAUGAUAUAACAUCAGUUUGCUUAUUACAAAAUUUCCAAAACCAGACUGCAUUGCUUAUGGCUGAUCGCGUUUUAAAAGAACUCGGCAAACAGAAUGCUGCUGAAGCUGUUAAAAACAGAAAACCUGUGAUACCAUCUCACAGUUUUAUUAAAACUUAUUUUUCAUCUUUUUCUGCAGACCCUGUUUAUGAUAAGUUAAAGGAGGCAAAUGAACCUUUAGGACAAGGUGAUCUAAAAGGCUUCCUCAAGGCUAAAUUGGCAUUUGCUACAGAGAAAUAUGAGGAAAUUAUUCCAGCAUGCACAGAAGAAUUAAACCUAAGCGAGUCCGAAUCGGUAUACAAAUUUGAGGCAUUAUCUUUAAGAGCAGCAUUUUAUUUCCUUACUGGCCAGUUCAAAGAAGCCAUAGAAGAUCUAACAUUAAUCAUCGAUUCUAAGGAUGCAGACCUUCUUAUUAAGAUCAAUGCUCUAAUCAAGAGAUCAUCAAUCUAUAUGCAAACAGAAAAGAUUCAGGAAUGCCUUGAUGAUUUUGAAAAAGCUGCUGAAUUGGGACCAGAUGUAUCAGAUGUAUUCCACCACAGAGGACAAGUCAAACUUCUUAUGGAACAAAUAGAUGAUGCCAGAAAAGAUUUCGAAAGAGCUGUAACCUUGAACCCAAAUUUUGCAGUUGCUGUAGUACAAAAAUGUUAUGCUGAUUACAGAUAUGCAAUGCAAAUCAAAGAUGUGACUCUUUUGAUGGACAGCAUGCAAGAGUUCAGGAAAGCAGUUGAUAAAUUCCCAUCUUGUCCAGAGACAUACAUUCUCUUUGCCCAAGUCAAAACAGAAAAACAAGAAUUCCAAGAAGCUGAAAAAUUGUACCAAAGUGCUUUGAAAAUAGACCCUAAUAACGCUUCUAUAUAUGUCCAUAAAGGAUUAUUAAUAUUACAGUGGAAAGGAGAGAUUGCAAAUGCAGUGGAACUGAUGAAAGAGGCCAUUAGAGUGGAUGAUAAGUCUGAAUUUGCUUAUGAGACAUUAGGAACUGUUGAAGUACAAAGGGGCAAUCUAGUGUUGGCCAUUGACUUAUUUAAUAAAGCCAUAGCCCUGGCUAGAUCAGAGAUGGAGAUGGUGCAUUUGUUCUCUCUUAGAGAUGCUGCUGCUUCGCAGUUAAAGAUUGCGACCAAUUUGGGAAUUGGACCUGAACUCCUCAAAGGAGUGUCUUAAUUGGGUUUGUUUGUGUUGACUCUUCUACUAAAAGUUUCCUAUGUAGCAAGAGAAUAUGUAGCGUUUAAAACCAAAAUUGUUGUUGUAUAUAAGUCAUUCCUAAAUUAAAAGUUACUUUUUAUUUACA
Psylliodes chrysocephalus is the source of this 2283-nucleotide messenger RNA. The record is from the annotation of a GenBank genome assembly. Lineage: Eukaryota; Metazoa; Arthropoda; Insecta; Coleoptera; Chrysomelidae.